CGUGCAGUCAGCUGUAUAAAACAAGCCCGCGAUCGGUCCCCUGGUACCUUCCACCUCCGACUCAUUCACAAACCGAGUGAAGCGAGACUUCUAAGGGACUUUCGGACUCUUUAAGGAUACUUUUGAGGGAAAAAAAUGGAUCCCUGCGAUUGCGCCAAGAGUGGAACUUGCAACUGUGGUACCAGCUGCAAGUGCACUAAUUGCAAGUGUACCACUUGCAAGAAGAGCUGUUGCCCCUGCUGCCCGUCUGGUUGCAGCAAGUGCGCCUCUGGCUGCGUGUGCAAGGGCAACUCCUGCGGCACCAGCUGCUGUCAGUGAGGACGUCCACGUGCUGUUACAACAAUGUGAACUUGUUCGUCUGUGCCGCUUCGUUUUUGUUUGCAUCGCAUGAAUGUCUUUUUUACAAGAUAAUAAAUGGGCUCCUUUUUUUGUUCUCUCCAAUCUUGACUGUUUAAUGUUGCUUAAUCGUUUAACAAAGGCUAAAGAGGGAAAACAAUGCACUGAUUUGUACUCCUGCAAAUAAGACUAUCGCAAGAUGUGUCGUCUUUAUAAAUGGACAACUGUAAGUUUUUCUGCAAUGUAUCUUGUCUACAAUAUAAAUGUCAGCAUG
Puntigrus tetrazona (Sumatra barb) is the source of this 610-nucleotide messenger RNA. RefSeq names its product metallothionein 2 (gene mt2). The record is from RefSeq and is a predicted model, not a curated record. Gene Ontology annotation, molecular function: metal ion binding. Bases 136 to 318 code for a protein of 60 amino acids. NCBI's taxonomy places the organism in Eukaryota, Metazoa, Chordata, Actinopteri, Cypriniformes, Cyprinidae. The transcript is spliced from 3 exons.